This is a messenger RNA of Onychomys torridus (southern grasshopper mouse), 894 nucleotides long. It is a transcript of the gene Ccdc192, whose product is annotated as coiled-coil domain containing 192. The transcript is spliced from 7 exons. NCBI's taxonomy places the organism in Eukaryota, Metazoa, Chordata, Mammalia, Rodentia, Cricetidae. The record is from RefSeq and is a predicted model, not a curated record. The coding region runs from base 1 to 894 and encodes 297 amino acids.
AUGAGGUUAGUUGGUGUCUGUCCAUGGACAGAGGAUCCCAAUGGGCCUGGUCUUGAUAUGGGAGGAUGUCACAGCAAAAAAGUUGUAAUCCCAGACUUUGAAACUCCAGCAAAAUGCAGGUCGAUGUUUGGAAGUUAUCAGUCAGAUAUACAGCCACAAAACAGAAUAUCGGAAGACUUACCAGUCAAUGGACAGAUGGCCGCAUUUACUUUGGAACAACUGGAGCACUUGGAGAUUUGCCUGAAGGAAGCAGAAGAAAAGGCUAAAGUUCUGUUGGAACAGCUUGCAGCCUCCGAAGAAGCCAAAUCACAACUGCUUGACAGAGUUGCCAAGCUGGAGGAAAGGCUGGAGGCUGCAAACCAGAGGAGUACCAGCAGAGUGUCCUACAAAAACAUGGUUCUUGAGAAAGACAAGUGCAUCGAGAAGCUGCAAGUUGAAGUAAAAGCCUCCCAAGAGAAACUUACAGCCCAUAAACUAAAGCACAACAAGACAGUGAAAAAGCUACAGACUGAUUUGGCAAUAGCUAAACAAGAAGCUGCCAUCACUGUCCUGGAACUCAAUGAGAAGAUAAAGACACUCUGUGAAGGAAGGCCUUUCUCUAGAGCAUCGAACUCCGUGGAAGUGCCCUAUGGAGGUCUCCCGCCAGUGGAAGAGGGUGACAGAAAGAUUAGCCUCAUUAUGGAGCUAUCCACCCAGCUUUCCCUCCAAACUGAGAAGAUCACUCAGCUCGAAGAAGUUUUAGCAGAAAAGGAACGGAAGAUUGAGGAGCUGGCAGCUACGCGCAGCAGUAGCCAGCUGUUCCAAGAGGAAGCGAACCUUACAGAAAAUUUACAAGAAGCCCCCACUGUUUGUAACAAUAGGAGUGUUCCAGUGGCCUCUAAGGAGGAGUUGUAG